AAAAACUCUUCGUUCUAUAUUCUCUCUCAUUUGACUUGAAUUAAAUAAGAUUGGACGAGGUUUAAUUCCAAAGCAAAUCAGAAUUUGUUUUAAUUAUUUUAAUUAUUUUCUUUUUCUAUAUAUAAACAAAAAUAAAUUAACUAAUAGAAACAGAGUGCUUUGGUUUCAGUUUCAGUGGCAUGGCCAUGGAGUUAGUUCUUUCAAGACUCAUUCCUGUCAUUUCCCCGAAUUAAAAAACCUCAUUUAAAUCUUAGUUUUUUAUUGUUCCAGCCUUGUAAAAGUGUAAGAAAAUUUGAGAAGAAGGGAAAAUGGCGGUGACAGGUUCGAAUUCUGAACAGCCACAGUUCAUUGCCAGCUCUGGAAAUGGAAGCUUUUCAUCAAAUGCCCCAUUGAUUGAGAACUCUGAUGCUCAGAUUGUUGUUCCAGAUAGGACGAGCUGGAAAAACUUCUUUUCUUAUUUGGGUCCUGGAUUUCUUGUCUCUAUUGCCUAUAUUGAUCCAGGAAAUUUUGAGACGGAUUUACAAUCUGGAGCAGAACACAAGUAUGAGCUACUAUGGAUAAUAUUGGUGGCUUCUUGUGCUGCUCUCAUUAUCCAAUCCAUGGCAGCCAAUCUUGGGGUGGUCACAGGAAAACAUUUAGCAGAACAUUGUAGAAAUGAGUAUCCUAAAGUGACAAACUUUAUCCUUUGGGUUCUUGCUGAGAUUUCCAUAGUUGCAUGCGAUAUUCCCGAAGUGAUUGGAACUGCCUUUGCUCUGAACAUGCUAUUCAAAAUUCCUCUGUGGAUUGGUGUUUUACUAACUGGAUUUAGUACUUUAGUUCUUCUAGCACUGCAGCAAUAUGGGGUCAGGAAACUCGAAUUCUUGAUUGCUUUCCUUGUACUUACAAUUGCUGCAUGCUUCUUCGUGGAGCUUCACUAUGCAAAGCCUGAUCCAAAAGAAGUCCUUAAAGGUCUUUUUGUGCCUCAACUUAAAGGAAAUGGUGCUACCGGUCUUGCAAUUUCACUUCUUGGUGCUAUGGUUAUGCCCCACAAUCUCUUUCUCCAUUCUGCAUUGGUGCUUUCUAGGAAAAUACCAAGAUCUGUCCGCGGCAUCAGAGAGGCAUGCAGCUUUUAUAUGAUGGAAAGUGGCUUCGCUCUUGCAGUGGCCUUCCUUAUUAAUGUGUCUGUCAUUUCCGUUAGUGGAACUGUUUGCAAUUCUUCAAAUCUGAAUCCUGAAGAUCAAAAGAGCUGUGAAGAUUUAGACUUAAACAAGGCUUCAUUUUUACUAAGGAAUGUCUUAGGCAGUUGGAGUUCAAAAAUUUUUGCUGUGGCUUUACUGGCUUCAGGUCAGAGUUCCACCAUCACAGGAACAUAUGCAGGCCAAUAUGUUAUGCAGGGCUUUCUUGAUUUACGACUAAGGCCGUGGAUUCGCAACUUUUUGACCCGUUGUUUAGCUAUAGUACCUAGUUUAAUAGUUGCACUCAUUGGAGGCUCUGCUGGGGCUGGAAGGCUAAUCAUUAUUGCAUCUAUGAUUUUAUCAUUUGAGCUCCCUUUUGCUCUUGUCCCACUUCUCAAAUUCACAAGCAGCAAAACCAAGAUGGGAAUAUAUGUAAACUCUAUUGGGAUAUCAGUAGUGACUUGGAUCAUCGGCUCCUUGAUUAUGGCCAUAAACAUAUACUAUUUGAUGACCGGUUUCAUCAACUUACUUCUUCACAACCACUUACCACUCGCAGCCGUUAUUUUUCUUGGAAUAUUUGGAUUCUCAGGCUUAGGAGUAUACUUAGCUGGAAUUGCAUAUCUAGUUUUUCGCAAGAACAAGAAGGUAACACACCUUUUGUCACUAACAGGUCCCGCGUGUCAACAAAGGGCGACCAACGAGCAGAGCAAUGGCUCGAUGUAUUGCCUUCCAAGAGAGGACAUAGUGUGUAUGCAGUUGCCUCAAAGAAGGUCAGCCGAAGAACUCGAAUGAUAUAUAUUUAUAUAGCCAGUUUUAAGUAUGAGAAAUGAUAAGGACUUUAGCCACAUUGAUUGAGGACUCUAGUUGAGUGAUCUAUCCUCUAUGAAAUGUGUAUUACAGGCUAUCUUUUUUAAAUAAAAGUACUUUAUAGGAAUGGAGUUACACAGAA
Messenger RNA from Cannabis sativa, 2103 nucleotides. RefSeq names its product metal transporter Nramp1. NCBI's taxonomy places the organism in Eukaryota, Viridiplantae, Streptophyta, Magnoliopsida, Rosales, Cannabaceae. The transcript is spliced from 14 exons. Gene Ontology annotation, cellular component: membrane. Gene Ontology annotation, biological process: metal ion transport. The record is from RefSeq and is a predicted model, not a curated record. Gene Ontology annotation, molecular function: cadmium ion transmembrane transporter activity; manganese ion transmembrane transporter activity. The coding region runs from base 309 to 1946 and encodes 545 amino acids.